UGAAGUGACUGUCGGCGGAUCUCUCUCACGCGCUUUAAACACGGUCGCGCGCAUUCGGAGAACUCGGUUGGGUCUGUGAUGCUUGUUUCGCCGACUGUCGCUAAAAAAAUAUUCAGGUUAUCCACCACAAGAAAUGUAUUACCAGCACAUGGAGGGAACGCUGAUGCCGGUUGCAGUGUUGGAAAAUUGGAGAGGGGUAAUGCUGUGCUGAGUCAAGAAAUUUUGUAGAGGUCAGGGAUGGUGGAAGAGGACGGUCAUGUGGUGAAGGAGAAAACAGAGGCACGGACAUCGGAAUGCAACGGGCUGUCUCACUGCUGCCCUUCCUGCUUGCGCUCAUGGGAUAUGCUUUUGCAGGGCUCAGUAUCUGGCCCUCCUUCCACGUUGCUCUUAGCAACGCCAGUGUAUUUGUGGAAUUCAGCACUAGAUCCAACAGCAGCACCAUCCGCAACACAAGCCUCUCUCUGGUCAACACGGAAACCAACACCACCCUUCUCACAAGGACUCUCCCCAACAACCAAUCGGCCGGUAGGGUGGAGUUCAACUGUUCUUGCUUCCUGUAUGCAGGAACUUUCCGAUUCCUGCUGAGGCAGACCAGCAUCUCUACUUUUUCUCGUGCUAAUGGCACCCACGACAGUAGCACAGAGAGCACUUCCUGGUGGUGGAGUUCCGAACUGCAGGUGCAAUGGCCCACCUUUCACAUCGCUGUGGACAGGGCUGGAAACCACUCAGGAUCUUUUCAGGUUGGGAUAUCCACUAACGAACACUUUCAGCCUUGCUCCAGCGGCAUUGACUCGGCUCUCUUUCUAGAAGUCAGCUACAUGGAGUACAACCAGAUUGGGCGAAACAGCAUCGACAAGGUCCAAGCCCGCACCCGACACCCAAUCAAACCCCUCCGUUCCCAGAGUGUUGAGCUGUCCUGUGCUUUCCCCUUCACAGAAAGAGACUUCAUACGAGUGGCUCUACGGUCUCCUCAUUCAGAACAGGAUGUGAAGAGCUCUGGACCUCUCUACCUGUCCCGUAUCUUCUCCUAUAAGCUGCUGGUGGAAAACACCCAUGCUUACAGGAGUGCUUGUGAAGGGACUAUGACUGUUAAACUGAUAACCCCACCUUGUGCUCACAUCAAUGGCAAAGUAAUGCUGUAUAAGGAUGCGGGUGUUGGAAGAGGGGUUGCUGUUUCCUCUGGGAUGGAAGCAGGUGGAACAGCAGUGAUGGAGUUUGGACCAGAUGAGCCCUCUUCACCUCUGUUGGCCUUUAACUGGCUGACUCAGGGAGAGAAUGAGACAGAAUUCAACUGUUCUGUGUUUUACCCAGGAAGGAAUAAGUACUGCUUUCGCUUUGUUUUCAACUUCAGUCGCUCCCCUAGUCCAGCACAGACCUGUUUGGUGGUUCACAGGAGUAUAGAGUCAUGGGGCCCGUGGCUGCCAUGGAGUGUGUGCAGUGUGAGCUGUGGAGAGGGGAUGAGGGAAAGAGUGCGUGAGUGUUUGCUGCCCUCAGGUGUGGGAGGGAUGCAGUGCACCGGCAUGGUGAAGGAACAGUCUCUCUGCUCACUGGAGGACUGUGCCGUGUUGCCUGUUCCUUCUCCAUCCCUCCCCCCUGUGGCUGUCAGAGUUGUGCCCCUAGGUGGUAACAUGGUUGUGGUGGCUGGUAUCUCCCUUUGCCUAGCUGUGAUUCUGGCUACUGUUGUGGUGACUUUGUGGAGAAAGCUUUGCAAGACCCCUCAGUGCAGCUCUGUCCGCAGAGGCUCCAUGCAUUCCCCUGGAGGACGCAAGCUUUCCGAUGAGGCAUCCAUUUGUGGCCACAGCCUCCAAAGACCCAGCCUGUCUGACGGCCACGGCCCCCCAGGUGGCGUGGGUGUAGCCCAGAAAGACAGGCCUUUCCUGGGCAGUCAGCCUCUCUCACAGACCCUGUUGAUACCUCUCUCACAGGACCCAGAAAGACUGUCCCCCACAGGUCAGAAGAUGUUGCCACCAAUAUUUGGGUACCGAUUGGCUCAGCAGCAGUUGAAAGAAAUGAAGAAGAAGGGGUUAAAGGAGGCAACACAGCUGUACCACGUCUCUUCAAGCCCAGUUCAUGACACUGUGGUGGAGACAUCAGCUUCCCCCACAAACUCCCCCAUCCCUGCACCAACUGGAUUCGCUCAUCUCACACUCCCUUUGGGCCUCCAGGACGACGCUAACCACAAUCAUUUUUGUAUUGCAGAGCCUCCAUCGCAGACUUCUAGGGUCACGCCGGACAGACUGAGUCCCAGAGUGGAGCUGGUCUUAGGUCCUUCUGUCUCUGCUCAUGCUAGUGGGGGCAGCUCAAAAUGGCGUGACCGCACUGCUGACUGGGUGGAGAUGGUAGAGAGGAGUGGGUUAGCAGGUUUCAGAGGAGGAGGAGAUGCAGGGAUGGAAAACUCCUAUCAUAAGAAUCCAAAUUUCCGCAGGACCUCCAGUUUUAAUGACACCAAACCCCAGCCUCUAUCCUCUGUACACUCCAGACAGUUCAGAGAAAGGAGCAUGACUCAGGUGGGAUCUCGGACCCUUCCUGAAGGAAGUUGUUGGACUAAAGCAGGACGGGAGAGGCAGCCAUACAGCUCUUGCCCCAUUCCAGAGUACGGGGCCCCAGAGUGGGCUAAAUCCAGACCACAGAGAAAUGACCAGAGGAAGCCCUGGAUAGAGAAAGCUGCUCCUUCUCACAACAAUGAACUCAAACACACAGGAACCAACACAAACAGCAUAUCAGCAUCUGAGAAACAUGUUAAAGCAAACCUCAGUGGCACUGGGGAAAGGCAAAGGAGUGAUGAGACAGGAGGUGUUGAGGGAAUCUCAGGGAUUGGGGGUCCAGCCACGGGGCCUGCCAGCCUGAGUGUGGAUCGCGCACAGCGAGCUGAGCAGAACUGGAACCGUCGCGGCCCAUCGCCUAUUCAGAGGAACAUCCUGGCCCGGAAAUUAAAGGAGGCUCAGUCGUGCUCUGGGGUCAAAGGGCGGCAGCGCAGCUCCACCUUUAGUGUAUCGCCCCUGGAGCAGAGGAAAAGUCUCUGCCACUCUCUGCCAAUGUCUGGAGGCUGCAGCAGCAGUGGGGGCUCACCCUACAGGCUGAGUGAGGCAGAGCAGAGGAUGUUGGACCUAGAUCUGUCCUCAGCAUAUGUAGGGGAAGAGGAGUAGAGGUAUGUAGUACUAUACAGCAGGAAUUGCUAUCGCUAUUAGCAUUUAUUCCUAACAUAAAUCCUCUCCGCUACAUCUGUGACCUAAUCUUAAAGUGCUCAUAUUAUGCUUUUUGGCUUUUCCCCUUUCCUUUAUUGUGUUAUAUACCUUUUUGUGCACAUUAUAGGUUUACAAAGUGAAAACGCCUAAAGUCCAUCCUUCCAGACCUCCACCUCUUCCAGAGAAAACACUCUUCACAAACACGCCAAACAGCUCUAAUAUAGUCCUGCCUUCAUUUCCUUGACAAACGUGCGUCACUUUGUAACACACGUUAUAAUGCUCACCUAGCUGCUAGUGUGGCACUUCCUCAUACUCUGCAACUGACAAGCUA
Messenger RNA from Sander lucioperca (pikeperch), 3516 nucleotides. Its product is annotated as thrombospondin type-1 domain-containing protein 1. Gene Ontology annotation, cellular component: cell periphery. NCBI's taxonomy places the organism in Eukaryota, Metazoa, Chordata, Actinopteri, Perciformes, Percidae. The coding region runs from base 294 to 3146 and encodes 950 amino acids. The record is from RefSeq and is a predicted model, not a curated record. The transcript is spliced from 8 exons.